AUGGAGAAGGUCUCUUUGCUCUCUGAUCCUGCGAUAUUCUCCCCGCAACAGGCACAAAGAGCGGUGCGGCAAAUUACCAUCGCCAUCUCAGCCAUCUCAGCCAUCAUUGACGGAGUAAACCUCGAUAAAACAACUAGAGUCGGCCAGGUUGAACUAGUCUCCGAAGAGGAGAGACAGCAAAUCUGCCAGUGGAACUGGACAAAUUUUCAUGGUGUAGGGGCCUUUGAUACACACAGUCUUCUUCGACCAGAAACGACAAUUCAUGCACUGGUCACCUCUCAGGCUUCCCGCAACCCCAAAGCCCUAGCUGUGGAUGCGUGGGACGGACGACUCUCCUACGAAGAGGUUGAUGCCCACGCAACAGCGCUGGCCCAGAAUCUGCUGCGGCAAGGCCACCAAAAGGGACGGAUCGUUCCUCUCUGCUUUGAAAAGUCGCGCUGGACGGUGGUCGCCGCCCUAGCGACGCUGAAAGCUGGCGGAGUGGUCACUUUCAUGGAUCCAUCCUACCCCGAUGCUCGACUGCAGGCGAUUGUACAGGCGAGCAGCUCGACGACCGUGUUAGUCGCCGCUUCGCAUGCGGGUCGAUUCUUGGGCAAAGUCGCUCGGACGAUCGCGGUCUCGACGGAGACACAGCAGGACUUGAUCAACAUGCAGGCUUCAUAUCCGCUGUUGUCGCUCCCUACUACCACCUCCGCAGAUGCGGCAUUCAUUCUCUUUACAUCGGGCAGCACCGGAGUUCCCAAAGGGAUCAUUCAGAGUCACCGCGCAGCAAGCCAUACAGCCAUCAGUUCUGCGCGCCGCUUGAAUUUAACCCCGAGCUCUCGCGUGCUCCAGUUCUCGGGGUACGCCUUCGAUGUGAAUGUGAUCGAGACAUGCAUGGCGCUGUGUGCGGGCGCCUGCCUGUGUGUACCAUCGGAGCACGACCGGCUGAACCGGCUCUCCCAAAGCGCUGCCGGCAUGCGAGUCGAUUUCGCCUACUUAACCCCAUCGACCGCUCGAAUUCUCGACCCGAGCGAGUUGCCCAGUCUCCAAACCGUUGUUCUGGUCGGGGAACCAGUGCCGCAAGACGUGUAUCAGCGCUGGAUGGACCAUCCGGUCCGACUGAUGAACGGAUAUGGCCCGGCAGAGUGUUCCUUGUGUGCCGUCUGCGACUUUGGGUCCACUCCAGUCCAGAAUGCCAUUGGGACCCCCUUAGACAUGACCUGCUGGAUUGCAGACCGCGACGAGCCCGACCACCUGGCACCUUUGGGGGUGGUCGGCGAGCUGCACUUUUCGGGGCCUCUGCUGGCGGACGGCUAUCUCAAUGACGAGGAACGAACGCACCAACGAUUUGUCCAAGAUCUAACCUACAUGGAUCAUGUGUCCCCGCCAGCCUUGAUGGCUAACGGCGGCCGUCGGGUGUUUCGCACCGGUGACCUGGCUCGCUACAACGAGGAUGGUACCCUGAUCUUUGUCGGCCGAGCCGACACGAUGGUCAAACUCCGGGGCCAACGCAUUGAACUGGCGGAAGUCGAGCAUCAUUUAUCCCAAUGUUUCGGAGACCGAUUGCGGUGGGUGGUGGACGUCGUUAUCCCGGCCGGUAAUCGAGAUCAGCAGCCACUGUUGACGGCAUUCGUCGCCGCAGCGGCGACUGACGGCGUUUCCUGCCCGCAGGAAGUUCAUUUCCUCCAGAAUCAGGAGACGGACUCACUCCCCUCAUUGGAAGCAGUCAGGUCGGCGUUGUCUGCAAGGCUGCCCCCUUACAUGGUUCCUCAAAUCCUCCUCCCUCUUACCCAGCUGCCGAUGACCGCCACCCAGAAGAGAGACCGCAAGCGACUGAAGGAGUUGGGAUCUAGUCUCACUAUGAAAGAGAUAUCCGCCCUUAUGAGUGCGGAAAACGCGUGCCAAGGACAAGGAACGCAGUCAAGGCCACAUACCCCGCCGCGGACUGCAUCCGAGAGUCUGCUGCAGCAGCUGUGGGCGGCGGUCCUGGGUAUUGACGUGGGUGAGAUCGGGGUUGAAGACAACUUUUUCUUUCUGGGAGCCGACUCGGUGAGCGUCAUGCGGCUGGCUGCUUUGGCCCUGCAGAAGGGUCAGCAGCUCCUGGCGUCUGAUAUCACGCAAUAUCCUGUCCUGGAGUCGAUGAGCCAGUUCAUGUCGCCGGCUCCCUCCCACACUACGCGGCAUCCGUGUCAUAUGAUGGAGACGUUCAAUGGAGGUGUAGAUGCGCCUCUUAGUCACAUUUUGCAGACUCUGGAGGUUCCAAGCGACGAGGUGGUCAACGCGUAUCCCUGCACUCCCUUUCAAGAAGGGCUGUUGGCCGUUGCCGCCUUACACCCCCACUCGUAUAGGGCUAGGUUCGCGUUCCGGCUGCCCAGCUCCGCAGUGCCAGCUGCGGUCGAUGCCGCCUGGCAAGCCGUUCUCAGCAAGAAUGAGAUCCUCCGUACGACGUUCCUGCGGUUCCCCUCCGGAGAAAUAGCCCAGAUAGUGCGGAAGACCGGAAGGGCACUGGAAAUCUACCCUUCUUGGGCAGCAUACAGCCGAAGGAGGGAGGAGAGUCCCUUGAAGGUCACCAUGCGGGAAAGCGGCAGGAUUGACGUCCCCACUCUUCGCGAUGUCGCUCCGAUGUCGCGGUUCGUGGAAUACAUAACGAGACUCGAUAGGAAGGCUGCUCUAGACUACUGGAAAUCGCUCCUAGCUGGGUCUGAGGCAACUUCCUUCCCUUCGCUGCCGUCUGGGGUAUACAGCGCUAAGACAAAUGAGACGAUCCGGCUGACCGUCCCAUUGCCGGCCGCCACGAACAACCUUCAGCGAUCCUCUGAGAUCCAGCUGGCCUGGGCGCUUGCUGUCACACAAUAUACAGGCAAUCCGGACGUAACCUUCGGUCUCACGGUCAACGGGCGCUAUGCCCCGCUGCCCGAGAUUAUGGACAUUGCAGGCCCGACCAUCUGUGCCGUGCCAGUCCGCAUUCAAAUCGGCCCACAGCGUACGCUGGAGGAUGCGCUGCAGGACCUUCAAGACCAAUCGGCCGGGAGGGUCCCCUUUGAACAAAUUGGAUUAUCGGCCAUCGCACAAACCAGCGAGGAUGCUGCCACCGCAUGCGGGUUCCAGACAUUGAUGGUUAUACAGCCCGCGGAAGAGGCAAUCAAGAGGGCAUAUGCGGGCUUGGGGACCCUGGAAGAGAGCCUAUCUGAGUAUGACGAGUCGCAGCCAUAUGCCCUUACCCUGGAGUGUACGAGGCAAGCCGAGGCUAUAGAAAUUCAUGCUCGUUAUGACAAAGGGGUGGUUCCACCCGAAGAAAUGCUGGGAGUUUUGCAAACUUUUCGCAGCAACCUCCAGGCUGUCGCAAACAGCGCAGCGCCAUUGAACGCUUUCAUCCUGAGUACAUUCGGACACCCUGCACCCGAGCACGUGCAGCUUCUUCGCCAGUGGAAUGGCGAUGAGCCGCCAAGGUAUGACAGAUUGAUACACGACCUGAUCGAGGAUACGGCUCGCGCUCAUCCAGACAUGCCAGCAGUCGAGGCAUGGGACGGAAAUUUCAGCUAUACGCAGCUAAAUCGGUACGCAAAUGGUGUUGCUCAAACCCUGCGCAAUGCCAUGCCUCCAAUGGGGCCUGUUCGGCGCCUGAUAGUGCCAGUGUGCUUCGAAAAAUCCGCAUGGACGGUCGUGGCCAUGUUGGGUAUUCUCAAGGCAGGCCAUGCCUUUUGUAUGCUGGAUCCUCAACAUCCGCUCCCACGACUGCAGUCCAUCGUACAAGAUGUCGAUGCGCAAUUUGUUCUAUCUUCGCCUCUUCAUGAGUCGCUGGCGCUGUCUCUCUGCCCGAAUGUGAUCGUUCUACGUCCGGAGCAUGCCAUUAUCGGAUCUUCAAACGUUCUUUUUCAGCACCAAAGAGCCCAGAUAUGUCAACCCUCUGACCCCGCGUAUGUGAUCUUCUCCAGCGGCUCGACUGGGACUCCGAAGGGGGUGCUGAUAACUCAUUCUGCAUUCGCGUCGAGUGGGAUCGCCCACCAGCGCGGGUUCCACAUCGACUGGGCCUCGCGCGUCUUGCAGUUCGCGUCCUACGCCUUUGAUGCCUGUCUGGUAGAGAUCCUCACCCCGCUGAUUGCGGGCGGCUGUGUAUGUGUGCUCUCUGACCAGCAGCGAAUGAAUGAACUGACCUCGGCUACGACGGCGCUGCGCGCUACCGUCGCCUUCUUCACGCCAUCCUUGCUCCGCAACUUUGUUCCCGCAGAUUUGCCGUCACUCAAGACCAUUAUUCUCAAUGGAGAGGCAGUGGAUGGCCCGGUGGUUGCGACAUGGGCUCCGCACUGUACGCUUGUGAACGGGUAUGGCCCGUGUGAAUGCUCGGUGGUUUGUGCGAUCAACCCGGCGGUCGAUUCCAACACGCAACCGGGCAACAUCGGCCAUUCAGUGGGCGGGACCUGCUGGGUCGUGAACCCGCAAGACCAUCACAGUCUCGUUCCCAUCGGCGCCGUCGGGGAAUUGGUCGUGGAAGGCCCCAUUGUGGGCUCGGGCUAUCUCAAGAGACCCGAGCUGACGGCGGGACUGUUCAUCAAGGCUCCCCGGUGGCUGAGGGAAUUUCGAAACACCUCGCCUUUGUCCAACGCCCAUCUGUAUAAGACUGGUGAUCUCGUGCGUCAAGAAUUCGAUGGGUCCAUGGUAUAUGUGGGACGCAAGGACACCCAAGUGAAGAUCCGCGGACAGCGGGUAGAGCUGCAAGAGAUUGAGACGAGAAUCAUCACACUCCUGGGACCUGAAAGCACUGGGGCACAGGUGAUCGUUGAGGCCAUCAAGCCACCUGAGGCGCAAGCUGGCGCAGCCGUAUGCCUGGUGGCAUUUAUACAAUAUAAUCCUGGAGCGAAAAAGGAGAACAUACUGCAGUCGACUGACAUUAUUGAGCCUAUGCCCGAGUUGACCUGGUUCGAUCUCGUCCGGCAAAUCAAGAACGAUCUUCAACAAACCCUUCCAGCGUACAUGAUUCCUUCCCACUUCGUGCCUCUGGUGCGCGUGCCCCUGAUGGUGUCCAAAAAGGUUGAUCGAAGACGAUUGCGAGAGUGCUUCCAGAAGCUUUCUGCCGACGCCCAAAGUCAAUUGACCGGCCGGUCGAAUAGUUCUCGAUUCUCGAACAAGCAGCUCCAACCAUGGAGUCCCAUAGGCCAAGCCCUGCGCGACAUCUGGGCGGAAACGCUGCGCAUCACGGCCGAUGAUGUGGGCCCGGAUGACAACUUCUUCGGCCUCGGGGGAGAUUCCAUUCGUGCAAUGAAGCUGGUGGGAAUUGCGCGGAGAGAAGGCUUCGAGCUGUCGGUUCCCCAGCUGCUA
Messenger RNA from Aspergillus japonicus CBS 114.51, 5298 nucleotides. RefSeq names its product acetyl-CoA synthetase-like protein. NCBI's taxonomy places the organism in Eukaryota, Fungi, Ascomycota, Eurotiomycetes, Eurotiales, Aspergillaceae. The transcript has 2 exons. Gene Ontology annotation, molecular function: catalytic activity; phosphopantetheine binding. Gene Ontology annotation, biological process: secondary metabolite biosynthetic process; amino acid activation for nonribosomal peptide biosynthetic process. The annotation marks the transcript as partial. The record is from RefSeq and is a predicted model, not a curated record. Gene Ontology annotation, cellular component: cytoplasm.